AUGGGGAAGCUGCUCCAAGGCGUGCCCCACUAUGACAUAAAGUUAUGCAGUAGCUUGCAGUUAGCUGUCAAUUAUUAUCAUUUUGACUUCGCAUCGGAGCUCGAUGGACUUGCAAGGGAGAACGUCCUCCAGUCCUCUCCCCAAACUUUAAGUUUCGCCUGGGAAAGUCUCCAAAAGUAA
Laccaria bicolor S238N-H82 is the source of this 180-nucleotide messenger RNA. RefSeq lists its product as uncharacterized. Lineage: Eukaryota; Fungi; Basidiomycota; Agaricomycetes; Agaricales; Hydnangiaceae. The transcript has 2 exons. Bases 1 to 180 code for a protein of 59 amino acids. The record is from RefSeq and is a predicted model, not a curated record.